GGGGAAAUGGCUGCUGUCGCUCCUGGUGGGCCCGAGGAGGAGAAUGAGACUAAUAGGGAUGCCAAAGGAAAAAUAUGAUCCUCCAGAUCCUCGCAGAAUUUAUACCAUCAUGUCAGCAGAGGAGGUAGCCAAUGGGAAAAAAUCUCACUGGGCAGAAUUGGAAAUCUCGGGUAGAGUGCGGAGCCUAAGUACAUCACUUUGGUCAUUGACACACUUGACAGCACUGCACCUAAAUGACAAUUACCUUAGUCGCAUUCCACCUGAUAUUGCCAAGCUUCAUAAUCUGGUUUAUCUGGAUCUGUCAUCCAAUAAACUCAGAAGUUUACCAGCAGAACUAGGAAACAUGGUGUCUCUCAGGGAAUUGCUUUUAAAUAACAAUCUGUUACGGGUUUUGCCUUAUGAACUUGGUCGGCUCUUCCAGCUACAAACUCUAGGUUUGAAAGGCAAUCCUUUAUCACAAGAUAUUCUCAACUUAUACCAGGACCCAGAUGGAACCCGAAAGCUACUGAACUUCAUGCUUGACAAUCUUGCAGUUCAUCCAGAGCAGCUUCCUCCGAGGCCAUGGAUUACAUUAAAAGAACGAGACCAAAUUCUGCCAUCAGCAUCAUUCACGGUUAUGUGUUACAAUGUGUUAUGUGAUAAAUACGCCACCCGGCAGCUAUAUGGCUAUUGCCCAUCCUGGGCAUUAAACUGGGAAUACAGGAAAAAGGGAAUUAUGGAAGAAAUUGUUAACUGUGACGCAGAUAUCAUUAGUCUUCAGGAAGUGGAAACAGAGCAAUACUUCACUCUUUUUCUGCCAGCAUUGAAGGAGCGUGGAUAUGAUGGAUUUUUUUCUCCAAAGUCACGUGCCAAAAUCAUGUCUGAGCAGGAGAGAAAGCAUGUGGAUGGUUGUGCAAUAUUCUUCAAAACAGAAAAAUUUACAUUAGUGCAGAAGCAUACAGUGGAAUUUAACCAAGUGGCAAUGGCUAAUUCAGAUGGAUCCGAAGCUAUGCUGAACAGAGUAAUGACAAAAGAUAAUAUUGGUGUCGCUGUGGUGUUAGAGGUCCACAAAGAACUAUUCGGAGCAGGUAUGAAGCCUAUUCAUGCUGCAGACAAACAACUCCUUAUAGUGGCUAAUGCCCACAUGCAUUGGGACCCAGAGUAUUCUGAUGUGAAACUUAUUCAGACCAUGAUGUUUGUCUCAGAGGUUAAAAACAUUCUGGAGAAAGCCUCUAGUAGGCCAGGCAGCCCAACUGCAGAUCCUAAUUCCAUCCCGCUGGUGCUAUGUGCAGAUCUUAACUCAUUGCCAGAUUCAGGUGUUGUGGAAUAUUUAAGCAAUGGAGGAGUAGCUGACAACCAUAAAGACUUCAAGGAGCUAAGGUACAAUGAGUGUCUUAUGAAUUUCAGCUGCAAUGGAAAGAAUGGAAGCUCAGAAGGAAGAAUUACUCAUGGCUUCCAACUGAAGAGCGCCUAUGAAAAUAACUUGAUGCCUUACACCAAUUACACCUUUGAUUUCAAAGGUGUGAUUGACUACAUUUUCUAUUCCAAGACUCAUAUGAACGUGCUUGGUGUUCUGGGGCCUUUAGAUCCUCAAUGGCUGGUUGAGAACAACAUCACUGGGUGUCCACACCCUCACAUCCCUUCAGACCACUUCUCACUGUUAACACAACUUGAACUCCACCCUCCACUCCUGCCUCUUGUCAAUGGUGUUCACUUGCCUAAUCGGAGGUAGUGGAGUACUACCCCGCAAAGACGGGGAUCUGUUGCUAUGGACCUGUACAGUUGUAAAUCAAAGUAUGUAGGAGUGAAGUAUGGCCAUCCUUAAGCUGCUUCUUCAGGUUCCUUUCAUUAUGUGUUUGCUGUAAUAUCUUGUACAUUUUUGUGCAUUUUGGUAUCAUUUGGCACUAGGGCUGGAACCAAAGUAUUACCCUUCCCAAAUUUUUAAUUUAACAUGUUUUUAAUUGGACCUUUUUCCUAUUUUAUCUAAAGUUAUUAGUAUUCAUAAUUGAAAAGUCACCAAUGUGAGACUCAAUAGCAGUAUAUUUUGUUUUUUAAAAGAACAAAUACUGUAUUUUGAAUUAUUUCAAAUGUCCAGCCAAUUUUGUGAAAGGCAAUUUAAAACAGCUGUAAGUACAAGAUUUUAAACU
This is a messenger RNA of Suncus etruscus (white-toothed pygmy shrew), 2126 nucleotides long. It is a transcript of the gene CNOT6L, whose product is annotated as CCR4-NOT transcription complex subunit 6 like. Gene Ontology annotation, cellular component: CCR4-NOT complex; nucleus; cytoplasm. The record is from RefSeq and is a predicted model, not a curated record. The coding region runs from base 44 to 1711 and encodes 555 amino acids. Lineage: Eukaryota; Metazoa; Chordata; Mammalia; Eulipotyphla; Soricidae. Gene Ontology annotation, molecular function: poly(A)-specific ribonuclease activity; protein binding. Gene Ontology annotation, biological process: nuclear-transcribed mRNA poly(A) tail shortening. The transcript is spliced from 12 exons.